Messenger RNA from Daphnia carinata, 1560 nucleotides. Its product is annotated as chitin-binding domain protein cbd-1-like. Gene Ontology annotation, cellular component: extracellular region. Gene Ontology annotation, molecular function: chitin binding. The transcript has 13 exons. NCBI's taxonomy places the organism in Eukaryota, Metazoa, Arthropoda, Branchiopoda, Diplostraca, Daphniidae. The record is from RefSeq and is a predicted model, not a curated record. Bases 128 to 1447 code for a protein of 439 amino acids.
AACGACAUGCGGAUAGAGUAGUUAAAAUCGCGUUUCAUCUUCCUGUAAGAUCAAUCGCUACCUGGUGUUUGCACGGUGUACGUGUCGCUUCAUUCCUGCUCGUCGCCAUCUGUUCUAUAAGAAAAAGAUGAUGGAGCGGUGGAUGCAGUUAUUGUUCGUCUUUCUUGUCGUCCAAGGCUAUUCCUGCAGAGUCUGGAACGGAAUACCACAAGUUUUUGUUGAACCUAGCUGCCCACAACAAGAAGGCUUCUUCACUGUGGAUAAUCAGUGCACAAGAGAGUACCACUAUUGCCUAGAUGGAGUUGUCAUUUAUGAACAGGUAUGCCCGGAAUCAGACGUUUUUGAUCCACUGUUGAAAACAUGCGUCGAGCCAGCAACUUGCUUCGAUUGCCCUCCUGAAGAUGGGAUACAUCCUGUCCCCCAAAGCUGCACAGACGAAUAUUAUCAAUGUACCAGUGGAGUACCAGAAAAGCUGAGCUGUCCUGCCGGUAACAUUUUUGAUCCAGUGACGUAUGAAUGUACCCCCGCCGAGCAAGCUUCAUGCGCGGCGCUCAUGCAAUGCAGUGAAAAUGGUUAUUUUCCAUUUCCAGGAGAAUGUAGCGGGUUGUAUUUUCUCUGCGUUGGCGGCCAAAGCUCUACGAUGUAUUGCCCGUCAGAUACGGUUUUUGAGGCAAGCACUUCGACUUGUGUUCCUUUAGAGUCUGCGUCGUGCACGCCUGGGCCGAAAACGACGACCACUACACAAUCAACUACUACACCCACAACUACCACCACUCCAACCACUACCACUACUCCGACCACUACAACUACUCCAACCACUACAACUACUCCAACCACAACAACUACUCCAACCACAACAACUACUCCGACCACCACCACUACUCCGACCACCACUACCACUCCGACGACGACUACUACUCCCACCACUACUACUACUCCAACUACCACCACUACUCCCACCACUACCACCACUCCCACUACCACCACUACUCCCACCACUACCACUACUCCAACCACCACAGUUGCUCCUGGCUUUGUUUGUCCGACACCUAACGGAAAUUUCGAGAUUCCUGGCAAUUGUACUUCAUUCUACAAUUGCACAAAUGGAGUAUAUACUGUUCAAAAUUGCCAACCUGGAACAGCUUUCAAUCCUUACGUUGGCGCGUGCGAUUUUCCUUUUAACGUUCCCGGAUGUUCGGUUGUUCGAAUUGAUGAGGAUGAAAAGGACCACUUUCUAUUCAACGAUUCCAAUUUUCAAUGUCCCGGUAGCGGCAAUUGGCCUCAUGCUGAAUGCGAAUAUUACUAUUCUUGUUAUGGAAACGGAAUGAAUAGGAAAGCGCAGGUUUGGCAAUGCAGAAAGAAUUUUCUCUACGACAUCAGAUCCCGUCGAUGCAAAUAUUGGAAAAUUGCUGGGUGUGGCGAUCGUCUCCGAUCAGUACUAGCCUAGAACAGUUUUUGCUUGCAAUUGGGUGGAUUCCCCAUAAAGGCAGCAGCAACAAUCGUGUGAAUGUAUUAAUAAGAUGACCGAAUAGAAAUAAAAUUAUUUUCGCAUGUGAAAAA